CCCAUAACAAAACGUCGCCAAAUUCCUUAGUUUUCCAAGUCUGCAUUGAGGAGUUUUAUGGGACAAAAUACGGUAGAAUCAGAGGGAAAACUCACACAAGAUAACUCCCUAAAGAGCACUUAGCUGGAGUUUAAGCGGGGAAAAGAGAAAGAAACUUAAUCUCGUGUGAUGAAACCAGUGAAAAAGCAUAAGGAAAAUACGAAGAGGGCGCGUUAACGGGACAGCACGAAAGGAAAGAAGUUUUAAACUCAAAAGAAAAACAUGGGAACGCGUGUGUUUUUACUUGUUUGAUAGCGCAUGGAAAGAACGUGCGCAAACACCCAAAAAGAUACAGUGACCUUAAGAAUGGAUGGAGAGAAGGAAAAAGAGCGGGAGAGAGGAGAUGAGAAAGAGAGUGAUGAAACAGAGGAGGACUCAGAAGGGGCGGCCUUGGUUUGGCAAGAGAGAUACCCUGAAGAUGACCUGGGCUUACCAAUCAUGCACUGGGAGGAUCUGAGCCUUCGUAUUGCUGAACUUGAGAAGCAACAAGAGCAACGAAGACUGAGGGAAAAGGACUUGGACAGCCUGACGGUUGAUUGGCCAGAAAUCAGAGGGCUGAGGAGUCACAGGGAAAUGUAUGAAGACACGGAGGAUGAUUGCAACAGUCGUCUUACUGCUCUAACAUCAAGGGUCCAGAGCCAAAUGAAUCUACAGCUCUGUUUCAUCAACAACAGUGAAAGUGAGGAGGAAGAGGAGGAAAUAGAGGCAAAGAAAGAGGUAGCACAGAAGUCCAGUAAUGGUGGUAGCAGGCAAAGGACAGAGAAGCAGCAAGGUUCAAACUCGACAUCAACUAAGAAAGCCAAAUCAGGAGGGUUCAAGAAUGAUGUCAGAGCUGCACUCAGUCUACUCAGACACAAGUUGAGAUUGGAGCAAAAACAGACAAUACCUCCCAGUGAAGCUGUCAGAGAAAGAGAGCAUUACGAGCAAAGUGACUUGAAGAAUUGGAGCUUGAAGGAGUUGAAAGCAUUGAGGACAUCACUAAGCAAAGACAUUCAUGACUUCAGUUCAGAGCUGGUGGGUCGACUUCUCACAAGGGACCAGUUGAGGACAGAGCAGGAUGCGCUGCUACUGGAGGUACAAGAUAUGACAUCACUUUGAUGUACGGUCAAAAUAAUUGUUUCUUUUAAGGAACAGAAAAUGACCUGCAGACUGUGAAAAGCACUCCAUCGUCACUUCAAAAGAUCUUGUUAGUAUUUGCAAAUUUGUAUUAAGGUUUUUGAUUUUAGCUUUGUAUUAAGGUUUUUGAUAUAUAUAUCUAUAUAUAUAUAUAUAUAGAUAUAUAUAUACACAAUGUUAAGACACUGAUGAGGUGCUGUUGCUGGCUGAGGAGGAACCUCAUCCCACAAUCAAACUGUUUGUAAAGUCAAUUAACCUUUUAACAACCUCAGACACUUCAUAGUUACAUUAUUAUUAAUCAUCUUAUGGCUGUAAUUUAAUCAACAGCAGUUUACAUUUGUACUGCUUGAAUUGCUUGGCAGAUAAAGCAAUAUAUGUAACGAAGGACAAUAUAUGGCAUGCCAUACUCCCUUGCUCUACAGUAUAUUACUUUAAUUUGUUUGAGUGCCAAAGUCAUGUAUGUAAAGCUUGAAAUGUUACAUAAAUCAUGAAAUACUAUUUGGAAAAAUACAAAAUAUGUGUGAUGUUAAAUACUAUACAUUGCCAAGCAUCUCAUGACUGGAUUGUUUCUGUCACUGCUUGUGAAAUACUGAAAUACUAUUUUGUGGAAUAAA
Xyrauchen texanus (razorback sucker) is the source of this 1769-nucleotide messenger RNA. Its product is annotated as schwannomin-interacting protein 1. Gene Ontology annotation, cellular component: plasma membrane; cell junction. Bases 298 to 1137 code for a protein of 279 amino acids. The record is from RefSeq and is a predicted model, not a curated record. Lineage: Eukaryota; Metazoa; Chordata; Actinopteri; Cypriniformes; Catostomidae. Gene Ontology annotation, biological process: positive regulation of hippo signaling. The transcript is spliced from 7 exons.